AUGUUUUCCUCAUCCGAGUGCAUUAUCUGGUUUGCUACAUUCCUUGCCGUGGCUGUUGCUAUAGUAACAGUGAAUCUCCUAUCAAUCAUUCUUUUCAUAAAAAACAGUAAUCUUCGCACUCGUGGCAUGUACUUGGUUAUAAACUUGACCGUAGUUGACAUUUUGGUUGGAGGAAUUUCUACUAUAAAUCUACUCUCAAUUAAUACAUACAUUGGAUGCAAAACUGCAGUGAUUGUAAGGUUACCUUGGGAAGGGAACAUAAUAACUUUUUUUAUUUUCUAUUGGUUUCCUCUAACCUCUCUUACAAACAUAACUGUAAUUUCGUUAGAGCGGAUUCAUGCAACAUUUCGUCCAUUCAGGCAUCGCGUUAUCAAAAAAUGGGUCUACGGGGUAACAAUUUCUAUGGUCUGGGUUUUAGCUGGGAUGAUAUCAACUGCCAUUUUAAUGCUUCACUUAUUCGACAAAGAAUGGUCACACAGGCAGUUUUUAUGGCAAUCAUAUUGCUUAUUAUGUCUUUCUAUUAUCUGUGCUUGUUACGCCUCAGUUAUUGUCAAAAUUUGUUGUGGGGCGCGUCCUCAGCACCAUGGUGCAGCCCGUAG
This is a messenger RNA of Porites lobata, 599 nucleotides long. The record is from the annotation of a GenBank genome assembly. Lineage: Eukaryota; Metazoa; Cnidaria; Anthozoa; Scleractinia; Poritidae.